CAUCACGUCCGUGUGAAUGAGGCGUCAUCUUUUCUGAUGUAGAGCGGCGCGGCGGCCUUUCUUUGCUGCUCUACAUUUCCUCCAACCUUACCACCCUAACCCGUUUGUUAUAUCUCUGAAUUUCUCUAACCAUGACCCAAAGGUGGAGACCCUUUCUCGCUGCUUGCCUGCUGCUUCUGGCCGCUCUGUGCUCGGAGGCUUCGGCGGACGGUUUGGUGAACGAGGACGUGAAGAGGACCGUGGACCUGGGCACUCAUCUAGCCAAAAUCACUGCGGAGGUCGUGCUGUCCAACCAGGGACACUCUGCCGUCCAAAGCUUUGUACUAGCUGUAGAGGCUGACCUGGCCCCGCACCUGGCGUACAUCGGAGCUUCGGUUAAGGGUGAUGAAGAAGAGGAUGGCACACUUGAAGUCCAACAGACAACAAUUCAGGGCCAAAGGGGGGAGUUUUACAAAGUGCAGCUGCCCUCCAGUCUGGCUCCAGGUGCUCAGCUGAAAACCAAGGUGGAGAUGACAUUCAGCCACGUCCUGAAGCCCUUCCCUACACAGAUCACCCAGGCUGAGCGUCAGCUGGUGAUCUUCCAGGGGAACCACUAUCUGUUCUCCCCAUAUCCCACCCGCAGCCAGACCACUCGCGUCCGCCUGGCCUCCAAGACUGUAGAGAGCUACACCAAGCUGGGCAACCCCAGCAAGACGGAUGAGAUCAUCGAGUACGGGCCGUUCCGUGACGUCGCUCCAUUCAGCGAGGAUGCAAUGAAGAUCCAUUACGAAAACAACACACCCUUCCUCACCAUCAGCAGCAUCACUCGCACCAUUGAGGUGUCUCACUGGGGCAACAUUGCUGUGGAAGAAACCAUCGACCUGAGGCACACGGGGGCCGUCCUGAAGGGCCCCUUCUCCCGUUACGAUUAUCAGCGCCAGUCAGACAGCGGCAUCUCAUCUGUCAAGUCCUUCAAGACUAUCCUUCCUGCCUCGGCCCAAGAUGUUUACUACAGGGACGAGAUCGGCAACAUCUCCACUUCCCAUCUGCAGGUUUUGGAUGACUCAGUGGAAGUGGAGGUCAGACCUCGCUUCCCCUUGUUUGGAGGCUGGAAGACCCACUACAUCAUCGGCUACAAUCUGCCCAGCUAUGAGUACCUGUACACCCUGGGUGACCAGUAUGCACUGAAGAUGAGACUGGUUGACCAUGUGUAUGAUGACCAGGUUAUUGACUCGCUGACUGUAAAGAUCAUCCUGCCAGAGGGCGCCAGAAACAUCCACGUGGACACACCGUACAAAAUUGAUCGUAUGCCAAACCAGCUGCACUACACAUACCUGGAUACUUUUGGCCGACCUGUGCUGGUCGCCACCAAGAACAACCUGGUAGAGCAGCACAUUCAGGAUGUCGUGGUGCAUUAUAACUUCAAUAAGAUCCUGAUGCUGCAGGAGCCUCUCUUGGUUGUAGGGGCCUUCUACAUACUCUUCUUCACCGUCAUCAUCUAUGUGCGCCUGGACUUUGCCAUCACAAAGGAUCCUGCGGCCGAGGUGCGGAUGAAGGUGGCUUCCAUCACAGAGCAGGUCCUGACUCUGGUCAACAAGCGCCUGGGCCUGUACCGCCACAUGGACGAGGUGGUCAACCGCUACAAGCAGUCCCGGGACACGGGGGCGCUCAACAGCGGUCGGAAGACUCUGGAGGCCGACCACCGCACCCUCACCAACGAAAUCAGCUCGCUGCAGGCCCGGCUCAAGGCAGAGGGCUCCGACUUGGCCGAUAAGGUGGGAGAGGUGCAGAAGCUGGACGGCCAGGUGAAGGAGCUGGUGUGCCGCUCCUGCCAGGAGGCCGAGAGGCUGGUGGCGGGUAAAGUCAAGAAGGAGGCUUACAUCGAGAGCGAGAAGAAUCUGACCGGCAGGAGACAGGAGCUCGUCGGCCGCAUCGACAGUCUGCUGGACGCACUCUAAGCUACUCCGGCACAGCACAGCACUGCAACAACAACACAAACCGAAUGCGUUUGAGAAUGAAAUGAAACGUGAUACACGCUCACACAUUUGUUUUUUUUUUUUUACCAUCCUUAAAUAGAAACUCGGACAAUUAACAUCUUUACCGUAGUGAUGGGCUUCAUCCAAACACGUGUGCCUUGUGGUAAACUUGAGGUCACUGCGUGCUCAGCUCUACAGCAGCUACAUCACAGUUUUUGGCUUUUUUGUUUGUCCGCUUUUCACUUGAGCUUCUCUUAAACUUUGUCACCCUUGCCUCAGACGUGACUCUUUUGUUUCCAUGUUCACAUCUGGACAAUUUUUUUUUUUUUUUUCCAUAAACGUAUGUAAGGUUAAGGGACAAUUUUUGAAAACAACAGCUGAAGGGCCCCAGUGUUUCAGUCUCAUGUCUUUACUCACAUAUAAUUCAAUCCUCUCUGGCGUUUAAGUAUGAAGAUGGCAACCUCUUCCAAUCCUAUCUCUUUUGCACUUAAACAUUUCUCUAUUCGAACCGAAGCCGACCUUCAUAUUUGAAUACACCUGAAGCUCUGAUUAUGCGUCAACCCAACUGCUUGUUUGUGAUGUUCCUCCGUCUUAUUUUCUACAUUUUGUAUGAUUAUAUUUUUUUUUUUGUAAGCAGUUUCUUUUGACUGUGAGAUUAAAGAAUAAAAGAGAUUCAAUUGUAUGUGGAAAAAGACAUGAAAGAUGGACAGUGCCGUAAAAUGUUCAAUGAUAUGGAAAGCUGUCAGCAAAUUUGAAAUAAAAGUUUUGAGAAACUGA
Mugil cephalus (flathead mullet) is the source of this 2732-nucleotide messenger RNA. RefSeq names its product ribophorin I (gene rpn1). The record is from RefSeq and is a predicted model, not a curated record. Gene Ontology annotation, cellular component: oligosaccharyltransferase complex; membrane. NCBI's taxonomy places the organism in Eukaryota, Metazoa, Chordata, Actinopteri, Mugiliformes, Mugilidae. The transcript has 10 exons. Bases 132 to 1937 code for a protein of 601 amino acids.